Messenger RNA from Glycine soja, 1161 nucleotides. RefSeq lists its product as uncharacterized. NCBI's taxonomy places the organism in Eukaryota, Viridiplantae, Streptophyta, Magnoliopsida, Fabales, Fabaceae. The transcript is spliced from 3 exons. Gene Ontology annotation, molecular function: zinc ion binding; nucleic acid binding. The coding region runs from base 1 to 1161 and encodes 386 amino acids. The record is from RefSeq and is a predicted model, not a curated record.
AUGGAACGGGACUCACUCUGCUUUCUUCAUCCUUUCCUCACUCAGUUUCUCGCUGCUCUUGUUUCUUCUUCUUCGUCUUGGUCUUCGUCGUUCGAUCUUGCCUUGAUUGAUAUCAAGAGUCAUUAUCUUGAGGGAGGGAUCUAUGAGUUGAGAGAAACAAUAAUGAAAGCAAACACAACACACAUAAUACCACCACCAGUUUUUGAUGGUGACGAGUACGACCUAUGGAUUGCAAGGAUGAUUACUCAUCUUGAAGCACUAGAUCUUUGGGAACCGAUAGAAGAAGAUUAUACAGUUUGGCCACUGCCUCAAAAUCCUAUAGUGGCUCAGCUGAAGAAUCACAAAGAGAGGAAGAUAAGAAUGGUCAAGGCCAAAAGCAUGAAAGAGACAAAAACUAUCAAAAGUUAUGUUGACAAACUGUUGAGCAUUGCAAACAAGGUACGUCUCCUCGGUAAGGAUUUUCCUAACGAAAGGACAGUGCAAAAAAUACUUGUUACCGUACCUGAAAAAUAUGAAUCUAAAAUAUUAGCAUUAAAGGAGUCAAAAGACUUGUCAAAUAUCACCCUUGGACAAUUAGUAAAUGCUUUACAGGCACAGGAACAGAGGAGAAUGAUGAGACAUGAGGAGGCAGUACAAGGUGCUUUUCAUAUAAAAGCACAAAACUCAAGAGGAGACAAAGAUAAGAAGAACAACAAAUGGAAUAACAAGAAACCAGCUGAAAGCUCCAACAAGCAACAAAAUGAUACUUUUCUUCCUUGUCCACACUGCAAAAAAACAAACCACUAUAAAAAAAAAUGUUGGUGGAGGCCUUACAUCAAGUGCAGAAAAUGUGGUAAGCUGGGGCAUGUAAAGCAGAUUUGCAAGUCACUGGAGGAGGCAAGGGUGUCCAUGGAGCAACAAGAAGAAGAGCAACUCUUUGUUGCAACAUGUUUUGCUACAAGCAAUAGUUCCAAUGAUUCAUGGUUAAUAGACAGCAGCUGUACAAAUCAUAUGACGAACGACCAAACGCUUUUUAAAGAGCUUGACAAAACUAUUGUUUCCAAAGUAAAAAUUGGAAAUGGUGAUUCCAUCUCAGUCAAAGGAAAAGAAACUGUUACUAUAGAAAGUUUAACAGGUUUGAAACAUAUCUCUGAUGUCUUAUAUGUGCCUGACAUUGACUAG